Myodes glareolus (Bank vole) is the source of this 3769-nucleotide messenger RNA. Lineage: Eukaryota; Metazoa; Chordata; Mammalia; Rodentia; Cricetidae. The record is from RefSeq and is a predicted model, not a curated record.
AAAUCCCCCUGCCUGCUUCCCAAGUGCUUGGAUUAAAGUGUGCACCACCACCACCCAUGCUAUUGGUAUUUGUGUAGGUAGAACUCAUGCACAAUAUUCUUCGGUCUUUUGACAAGGUUAGCCUAGAGCUAAAAAAUGCUCCAAUUUCAAUUUCCCCAGUAGUUUGGAUUAUAGGUGUGUGUACCACACUAUGCUAAAACUACUCAAACAACAACAGAAACUUCCUGACUUAUGUAAAGGUUAGUUUCUGAGGGGAAGUUUGGGGCCAGGCGUGUAUUUGGUGUUACAGUGGCGCAGCUCGACUAGUUCUUGGCGAUCUCCGCUGGUAGGGGAAAGAAAUCACUUGAAAACAGCAUGGUUCAUACCAGUAACCCUAGCACUUGGGAACUGGGGGAUCGCUGAUGUUUGAGGCCAGACUGAACUGCAGAAGGAGCUCUUAUCUCAGAACUACAUUGGUGGGGCCUGAUGGUGUCUCAGUGGUCCCGGUGUCCGCUGCCAUCCCUGCAGUCCCUGUGGUGGGAGGAAAGACCUGACUCCUGCAAGUUGUGCUGUCGCCUCCACACACAAUGGAGUGUGCCUUCUCAUGUGUACGUGUCUGUGCACGCACAAGUGUAAUUAACAUUUCUAAAAAUGUAUUAAAAACCUUGUGACCUUAGUUUUACCUAUCCUAACUUGUUUUUAAAUAAAAAUAUUCAUCAGUAAAAUGAACUAGUAUGAACCUUUUUAAAAAUAAAGCUACUAGUAGGUCAUGCUUUAAUUCUUUAUUCUUUCUUGAGAAAAAGGUUUAAGAAUAUGCCUAAAGCGAGGUGUGGUGGUGCACGCCUUUAAUCCCAGCAUUUGUGAGGCAGGGGCAGGUGGAUCUCUUGUGAGUUCGAGGCCAGCCUGGUCUACAUAGUGAGUUCCAGGCUAGCCAGGGCUACCUAGUUGAGACCCUGUCAUUUAAAAAAAAAAAAAAAGAUGUGCCUAGAAGUCACAAGUCUUACUGCUAAAAUAGAACUGUUUGUAAAUUUGAGGGUUUGGGAUAUGGUUUAGAGUUUAUGAAGGAUGCCUUGACUUUGAUCCCUAGUCCUUCGUGGACCAUUGUGACCCAAGCCUAUUCCUGGCACUUAGAAGGUAGAUAAAGGAGCAUCAGUUCAAACUAAUAAUUGGCUACAGAGCAAAGUUCAGGUCACCCCGUGCUAUACAAGACCCUGUUCAAAAAUAUAAAGUUUGUUAAGCUAAGGGAGAAGUUUUUGAGAUGAAAUAGAGUUGAUUCCAGGAGUUAGAAUAUGAAAUGAGUCUCAAAGCAGUUCACAGACAGGCAUGCCUUACAAACACCAAGGCACUAGAAGCUGGAAAACUGCUGGGCAUGGUGGUGCAUCCUAGCACUCCAGAGGCAGAGGCAGGCGGAUCUCAGUCACAAGCGAGACUAGUCUACAGAGUGAGUUCCAGGCCAGCCAGGGGCUGUGUGGUGAGACCCGACCUCAAUCAAUAAAAAUUUUAAAAGUUUUUAAGUAGGGAAAGUUUGUGAAUAAAGUACUCCAAAGAUAAUUUUCAGUUGGUAGAAAAACUGAUGUAUGAGUUUACCAAGAUAGUAACUAUUGGGGGCAAAACUAAGGAGGCAUAGUUAGGACUCAUGCUGUUUAGGAGUAAAGUUCAGAUGAGACAAAAGGCACUCCUCCCUCAAUGGUAAAGGCUAGGCACGGUGGUGCAGCUUUGUAAUUCCAACCAACACUUGGGAAAUUUUAGAAUUUUGAGUUUGAAGAUAUAUAAACAUAGCAAGACAAACAAAAGGCAGAGAAAGUGAGAUUAGGUUCUAGCACAGCAGGCAGCUCACAACUGUUAACUCCAGCAACUGAAGUGCCAACACUUCACACUGGGGUAUAUACAUAAAUGGUCAUUUUAAAUACUUUUUAAAAAUCAAGGGAGCAACUUGAACAGAGAAAAAAGUUGAGACUUGAAAUUAAUGACAAAGCAGAAGACCAAGAACUCAAGAAAAGAAUCUAUUGAAAGCUGUGGCUAGGUGCUGGGGCUUAGCUAGCUUUCCUAGUGUGCUUGAAACUUGGGAUUCCCUUCUACCAGCACACAAACCAGGUCCUUCUUGGCUGCCUACUGAGUGUGAAGCCAGUCUACGUGCCAACCUGUCUUUAGAAGAAAGAAAAACUGCUCUUGCAGAGCACCUGAGUUCGAGUCACAGCACCUACAUCAGGUGUACCACCACUUGUAAUCCAAGGGAUCCAAUCCCUCCCUCCACUGGCCCAUGGACACCUACACACACAGCAUUUACACGCUCACCACGUAAAAAUAAUAAAAAUUUCCAAAUGAAUGAAUGAGUAAGUGCUUCUGUUUUUAUUCUGACAGUCAGAUGUGACCAGAAGGAUGCCAAAGGUAACCACAAGUGUUUUGAAACUAAUGCUUAAUAAAUUAAUAGAUUAAAAGUUGUAUAUACUGAGGAAAAUUUAUCCUCAAGUUUAUUGCCUUGCUGAGUCCAUAGAUAUUUGGUGAUAAAGCAAGUCUGUAAGCCAGGUAUGCUCCAAUUCUUCACCCCAUUUUUAUGCAGUAUGAAACCCAAGUUUAAAAAUGGGGUAAUAUAAACAUGAAGCUAUUUUUUAUCCAAAAGAUAAAUUUUCAUCUAAUGUCUUUUUUUAGCUGGCUCUUAUGCCUCCUAAUGAAAGAAAUUUCAAGACCCUUUCUAUGAACUUGGAACAUAGCAGUGUACUGGGAGAGUGAAUUAAUUUGUCUUGUUUUUAUUUGAGCUAAUGCCCCUUUUCUGUGUGUUACAGAUGAGGAGUAAGUGGGUCUGGUCGAACUCUGGUCGCAGUGGCCCCGAGGACUCUGAGCUGAGCAAUGUCUUGAGCUCCUGGGACUCCAGUCUUGAUCUUGAUGUGGGCAGUUGGAGGGAAACUGAGGAUUCGGAUGCAGAGGCUGAAGAACUAAAGGAAAGCAGCCCAGAGAAAGAAUCUAGUGAGUUUUUUGAGGAAGAUGUCCAGAGUGAAGAACCUCAGGAGGAGGGAGAGCAAGACAACAGCCAGAACCUCCUCCACUUCCCCUCUGAGGGGGAGACUCAGCAGGACUCAAAAGAGGAGGAUCAGGGUGAAGGGGAUACUUCGGACGUGGACGAGCAGCCCCCGUCAGGUGACCAUGAUGACGGCAUAAGCGCUCAGGAAACUCCCCUGGUGGACAUCCUUUACAACUGCCCCAACUCCUCGCAACUGAGUGACCUAAGCCAAGGUGACCCUAUUCAGGAUCAUUUCCUAUUUAAGAAGACUCUUUUGCAAGUCUGGAAGAUGAUUGCCAGUCACAGGUUCAGCAGUCCAUUUCUGAAGCCUGUGUCAGAAAAGCAGGCCCCGGGAUACAAGGAUGUGGUGAAAAGACCCAUGGACUUAACAACCCUGAAGAGGAACCUGUCCAAGGGACGCAUUCACACCAUGGCUGAGUUCCAGCGGGACCUGAUGCUGAUGUUCCAGAAUGCUGUGAUGUACAACGACUCUGACCAUCACAUCUACCAUAUGGCCGUGGAGAUGCAGCGUGAGGUCUUGGAGCAGAUGCAGGUGCUGAGUACUUGGUUAGACAAACGGAAGGACUUGAGCAGUCUGGAGUGAGCCUGCUAGUCCAGUGGGUGAAGCCUGGAACUACAAGUCUGAGUCUACAACAGUUUAUUGCUCUCCUGAAAACUGGCCAGAGAAGAUCUGAAGACUUCCUUCUUCUCCAUCACCUUCCCUAAUAAGGAUAAUAAGCCUUACUUCCUUACUGAGAAGUCAAUGGUGCUUGCAGCUGUAAUACUUUAAAG